Molecule: messenger RNA, 3145 nt
Organism: Melanaphis sacchari
Lineage: Eukaryota; Metazoa; Arthropoda; Insecta; Hemiptera; Aphididae
Product: peroxidase-like
Exons: 12
Coding region: 67-2772 (901 amino acids)
Biological process (GO): response to oxidative stress
Molecular function (GO): heme binding; peroxidase activity
Source: RefSeq, a predicted model, not a curated record
CAUCCGUCCGUACGCGACUGUGCGCGGUUCAGUCUUCAGUAGACGUCCGCACAUUCGAACCGCAACAUGACGCGAAUCCCAACCGCGUUAUCGCUGUUCCUUUUGCUGACCGCUGUGGCGGUCAGAACCCAACAGCAACAGAUUCCUUUCCUCACGGAAAUAUUUCCCGAACAGCUCGAACAGCAGCAACUUCAGUUCCAGCAGAACCAGGUGCAGGUACAGUUGCAGCAGGUGCAGCAGGCGCUGGAGGCCAAGCCUCAGGACCCAGGACUCCGGGAUUCACUGCUCCAGCAACAACAGCAGUUCGUGCUGAUGUUUCAGGACAUACAGCGGCAACAGCUGGUCCUCCAACAGAGAAUACAGGACAGGCUCAGAGGAGCACAAACCGUACCGCAGCCCGUGCAGCCCGUGCAGCCUGUACAGCAGCAGCAAGUGCAACCUGCACCGCAAGUCGAGGAACCAAUCAGAAAACCGUCUAACACCCAAGGAUUCUGCAGGACGGUGAAUGGUGAGUUGGGAACGUGCAGGCCACUGGUCAACUGUUUGUUGUUUUACGCCGAACUUCCCGAAUUCAAAAGACAACCGUGCAAGUUGGCAGUCAACGAAUUCGGCGUGUGUUGUCCUUCGAAAAACCUCAAUUCAGCCAACAUCCAACAGACGCCGACUACGACCACAGUUACGGGCGUGAUUAGAGCACCGCCACCGCCACCCGUCGAAAUACCGCCGUUCACAUCGGAACAGUUGAACAUAGCCGCGACAAACGCGUUGCAACGCCUAAACGAGCGACGAGUACUUGUUACGUCUCUGUUUACGAAACGGAUAUUGGUGCCUACAGGCAGCGCCGCAGCAUGGCACCAAGAGCUCUUCCCGACCACCAAUGAGACCCUCACAGAAGGGGAACAGGCCCAAAAAUCCGUGGAUGCUAGCGUUGGGCUUGUAAACGAUUUCAAUUUGACACGUGAACAAGGUACGUUUGCCUUACCGAGCUUCAGCAUUCUCGACACGGUACUUGGCGAUACUUGUCCCAGGACAUCAUUUUGUCAACCUCAUAAAUACAGAUCAACCGAUGGAUCUUGUAAUAACAUCCGACACGAGCUUUGGGGACGAGCUAGCACGGCUUUACAGAGAAUUCUUCCUCCGAAAUAUGGAGACGGUGUGAAUUCACCGAGAUCAAGAGCAGCCAAUGGGUCGCCGUUGCCAAGUGCAAGACAAGUGAGUGUCACGUUUACUCAAGACGUGGAUUCGCCGUCCGAAAAUUACACAAUGCUAUUAAUGCAAUGGGGACAAUUCCUAGACCACGACACAACGCACACACCCAUAAGCAGAGGUCAAAUGGGUAGUGGGAUAUCGUGUUGCAGGAACGGACGAGAAAUAGAAAGUUCUCUACGCCACCCGGAUUGUUUCCAGAUAGAAAUCCCCCGUAACGAUCAUAUGUUCGCGCCUUUUGGCGAGAGGUGCAUGGAGUUCGUCAGAUCACUGCCGGCGCCACGUCCCGAAUGCAAUUUCGGACCUAGGGAACAGAUGAAUCAAAUCACCGCUUACCUUGAUGGAUCUAAUAUUUAUGGGUCUUCGCUGGCCACUCAACAAAGCCUCCGAACGUUCCGAGGUGGUAUGCUGCAAUCGCAAAAUAUCAGAGGAAAACAGCUUUUGCCGGGAAAUCCUUCCGAGUGUUCCGACGAUACGGGCAGAUCUGCAUGUUUUAGAGCAGGCGACGGGCGUGUAAACGAACAGAUAGAUUUAGCUCUAUUGCACACCAUUUGGCUGCGUGAGCAUAAUCGUAUCGCUUUCGAGUUGUCCCGACUAAAUCCUCGUUGGAGUGACGAAGCAAUAUUCCAAGAAACGCGGAGAAUAGUUAUUGCUCAGAUACAACACAUAACCUAUAAUGAAUUUUUACCAAUUGUUUUAGGAAGAAGUUAUAUGUCCAAGUUUGGGCUAUCUCCAGCAGAGAGUGGAUGGACAAGGAAUUACGAUCCAGAUUUAAAUGCUGGAAUAACUAAUGCUUUUGCGGCAGCUGCUUACCGAUUCGGUCACACACUUAUACAAGGAAAUAUCCAUGGUUAUGGAAAAUUUGGUAACAUCAGAGAAAAUCUUGUACUCAGUAAACAGCACUUUGCACCAUUUAAUUUGUACAAAGAAGGAGCUUUAGAUGACUUUAUCAGAGGAAUAUCUUUCCAAAGUUCUCAAAAUUUUGAUAGAUUCUUUACUAGAGAAAUCACUGACCAUUUAUUCCAAGGUAAUCUAAAUUUUGGACUUGACCUAGUAGCAUUAAAUGUACAAAGAGGACGUGACCAUGGUUUACCACCCUACAAUGAAUGGCGACAAGUAUGUGGGUAUGAAAAAGCAAGGAACUGGAACGAUUUAGAAGAAUAUAUGGAACCACAAACUAUUGUUAGACUUGCACGAUUGUACAAUUCGGUUGAUGAAAUAGACUUGUAUAUUGGAGGAGUUUCAGAAAAACCGUUGAAAGAUGCUCUAGUAGGCCCAACUUUUGUGUGCAUCAUUGGAGAUCAAUUCUCUAGACUUAGACGUGGUGACAGAUUUUUCUACGAAGAAGGCGGUCAUCCGUCUUCUUUUGAUCAAGUUCAGCUACAAGAACUCAGAAAGAGUAGUUUGGCAAGAUUAUUGUGUGAUAAUUCUGAUGAUAUGGCUCUCAUUCAACCAUUAGCUUUCUUAAAGCCAUCGUUUUUGAAUCAAAGGGUAGCUUGUGCAAGUUCUUCUAUACCAAAAGUGGAUUUAAGAGCAUGGGCUGGAGAAAGAACAGCAGUACCAUAAAUUUGAGACUGUAUUAACAUCCACCAUACCAAUCAAAUUAUAAAAAUGCUAUACAAAGAGGAGAAUAAAGAACAACAGGCAUUCGUGCAAUAUGUGAUCUACUUUAAGAUUUAAAAUAUAGCACGUAAACUACCACAUAUAUUAGAAUGUAAUAAUUAUAUGUAAUCUACAGUAAUGUAACACAUUUAAUUGAUUGUUAUGAUCAGUUUGAAAAAUUAAAACGAAUCGUCUACACUUAAUGCGGUCAUAUACUCAAAUGAUUAAAGCCUGGUACAAAUCAAUACAUAAAUCUGAUGAUUACAAAAUAUUUGUAAAGUGUAGGGUUAGAUUUAAAAAACUAGAAUUGCAGUGCUAUUGAAAAGUUUUAAAUUAA